Messenger RNA from Jaminaea rosea, 1291 nucleotides. RefSeq lists its product as hypothetical. The record is from RefSeq and is a predicted model, not a curated record. Bases 54 to 1172 code for a protein of 372 amino acids. The transcript has 2 exons. Lineage: Eukaryota; Fungi; Basidiomycota; Exobasidiomycetes; Microstromatales.
CCUCGUUAUCAUCACCAUCACCAACUAACCCACCUUCGACAUUGCCCGCCAUUAUGGCGUCCAUCCUCUCGCUCCCCUUUCUCCUUGCACACCACAUCGUCACAUACCUCUACCCGCUCUACGCCUCGUACAAGGCCAUUGCACCCGUACAAGAAAAGACGACUCGGCCAGUCAGGCCGCCCUUUGGCAGCGGCAAUGAACGCACAGAGAUGGCCGAUCUCGAGACGUGGCUCAUGUACUGGAGCGUCGUGGGAACAAUGACGCUCAUUGAAGCCUGGGCAGAAUGGUCUUGGAGCUGGCUGCCCUUCUAUGGCGUCUUCAAGCUGGCAUUUACACUAUGGCUUGUGCUGCCUCAGACGCAGGGAGCUACGAUCCUCUACUCUCGCUACUUGGGCCCUUUCCUCCAAUCCCACGAAGACGACAUAGACGUUGCCCUCUCAUCAGCCAAAGUCCAAGCGACCCGCGCAGCAGCAAACGGCUUCGCCUCCCUCUGGCAACGGCUCCGCGGCGCCAUCCUCGGAGCGGCAUACACCGUCGACCCCACAACGACGGCGAGCGAGUACGACGGCAGGCCGGCACCUCCUGCCCCGCUACACAACAUGCCCGCCGCCCCGCCCACGAUGCAUGAUCCUGUCUCCGGCCCAGCUAAUCACUUCGUCGGAAUGCUCAAGCACUACGGGCCCCUCGCUGCUGCAGGACUGGUCGGCGUCAUGGACCGGGCUGCUGCUGCUGCUGCGGAGGCGAGUGAGAAGGCAAAGGCAGAAAGUAGCGGGACCACGAGAGGUCAAAGUGACGAGGAUGAUAGCGAUGGGUCUACCGGAGAUCAGCACGUGGCGAGCGGAGACUCUGCAGUCAGGAAGCGCAGGAGGGCAGAGCUGGAGCGACAGCUUGAUGAGAUGGGAGCGGGUAGCAGCGGCGGUCGUAGCAGCGUCAGGACGAGAUCCGCAGCAGCAAAAGGGGCGGCGACUACGGCUACGUCCUCUCGGCUACGCGUCAACAAGCCGGCCAACAGUAGCGAUCUCUCAUCUGACGAAGGGAGCGGCAAGGGGAGUAGAGAUCUGAGCGGGAGCUACCAACUUGUGGAUCAGGAUGACGAACAGGCCAACGAUACCGCCGUGCCAGCCACGCCUAGCAGUGGUGGAGGUUGGACGUCCUGGAUGUCGAGGCGAUAAGCUCGUGUCCACGUACCCUCGAUGUGACCCUACCGCCCCCGUGACCCCGAUACCUCGCGCGCCUCUCGUUCCGACUUGUGUUCCGUGGCCCACCACCACAUUCCUUGUAUCUAGCCGCC